Aspergillus sclerotioniger CBS 115572 is the source of this 910-nucleotide messenger RNA. RefSeq lists its product as uncharacterized. Bases 133 to 627 code for a protein of 164 amino acids. The record is from RefSeq and is a predicted model, not a curated record. The transcript is spliced from 3 exons. NCBI's taxonomy places the organism in Eukaryota, Fungi, Ascomycota, Eurotiomycetes, Eurotiales, Aspergillaceae.
CUCCUUACUCCCAUAAGAUACCUAUCCCUUCACCACACAAAUUAACUCCAACCCGCUAACUGCAACCCCCAAACUAACUCCCAAAAAAAGGCCACCCUCCCAACAACCCUCUCCAACCACACCAUCACCCCAAUGACCUACACCGGCCCCAUCACCCCCGGCGGCGAACACAUCUCCUUCGAAGGAAACAGCAUCCAAGAAAUCCACUCCCAGAUAAAAGCCCUAAACCCGGAUUUCGAACUCCUCUCCCCUGAUGAACCACCGUCCAUUACCCAACGAAGCGACUCAAAACAGUCUACAAAAGAAAAAGUCCUCUGCAACAUCCCAGGCCGCUACUCCUCAACAGCAAAUACGUUCUGGAUCCGCUCAGGGAUCAAAUACCUAAAAGGUCUAGAGGGCAAAUGCGGGGUAAGUAAAGGGCCCAGGUCCUGUGCGAGGAUUAGUUGUUCGUAUGAUUCGGGGAUUUGGUUGUGUAAUGAUAAUGAAGAGAAGCUAGAGGUUAAAUGUUCCGAGUUGGCGGGGUAUGCGGAGGAUAUUAUUGAACGGUGUGAUGAGGGGGAGUAUGUUAAUGGGCAGGAGUUUGAUGAGGGGGGUUGGAAUGUUGUUGUGGCGGAGGAUCUUUGUUGAUUCUUUUUACUUUUUUACUUUGUAUGUUUUUGGGGGUUUGCGGGGAGGGUUUACUGUCGUGGUUUUUGGGAUUUGGUGGUAUUGUAUGGGUUUUAGGGUUUCUUGGUAGGGUGAUUGGUUUGGUUUGGUUCUUGGGUGGGAUGUGAUGGAGGGGAUGCCAUUAGUCGGAUGGAAUUUGGUAUGGGAUUAAGGUACUUGAUUAGGAUCGGUCUUGGUGUGGAUAAUUCUUGUCGAGUUGUACAUUCCUAGGAGGUUGAAGUGGUAUCCUCUUCCAGCGAGUCAU